UCUUGUUCCAGGAUAGGACGGAGAACUAUCCUGAAGUCGAUAUGGUUGUCAAAACUUUCCUGUUCCUGCGAUGUUUCGUGUUUGUGCCCGACGAAGUAGAUGCUCACAGUAGAACGGUGCACUGAGAAAACUUGAUUCGUUAAUAGUUAGUUUUUGUUUUCUUUUUUAUUUUAUUUUAUUUUAUUUUUUCGUCUUCGGCAUAUCAACGAGGGCUUUCUGAAUCGGCACUUUGUUCUUGGAGUGGAAUACGUACAACGUGGUUCUUUGGAACUUCAUGAGCACCACAUGGAAGAAAUUAAAGCAGAGUACGGCCUGUCAGACGAGCAAAUUGCCGAGUUCAAAGAAGCUUUCGGACUGUUUGAUCACAAUGGAGACGGGUCUAUAGAAGCCGCCGAGUUGGGCGUUGUCAUGAGGUCACUAGGACAAAGACCAACAGAAGCUGAGCUGGUCAAUAUGAUCCGCCUGGUAGACCAGGAUGGUAACGGCACGAUCGAGUUCAACGAAUUCUGCUUCAUGAUGUCGAACAAGAUGAAGGAGCGGGACAGCGAGAAGGAGCUGAAGGAGGCCUUCCGAGUCUUCGACAAGAACGGAGACGGCUUCAUCUCGGCGCCCGAGCUCAGACACGUGAUGACGAACCUGGGCGAGAAGCUCACGGACGAGGAAGUCGAGGACAUGAUCCGGGAGGCUGACCUGGACGGAGACGGACUCGUCAACUACGACGAAUUCGUCAACAUCCUGACCGGCAAACAAUGAUAAAGAGACACCUGUGAAUGUGUAUAUAUUUUUUGCCAAGGAAAGAGAAAAAAAAACGGAAAGCACACAUCAUCUCCAAGACUUCUGCCCCUUCCCUGGACAAAGGCGUUUGCUCAAGUCGGCGUCCUAGACACAUUAUUCGAAGAACUUGGUUCGCCGUGCUAUUUUUCUAAAUGGGGAUCCCCCCACAAUCAUGCCGAUAGAAUUCCUUUUUUUUUGCUACCCUUACGUUGAAAUCGGACACAGCCUCAUUUGCCGUGGAAAGCAAAAUUUGGAGCAUGUGAUUCGGACGAAGCAAGUCGAGAUGCCGUUUCUUUCCAAGUCAAAAAAAAAAAGAAUAUCCAAAUUGCUAUUCAUCAUUUGAGUUUGCCUUUUAUCAAAUCAAAUUCUGAAAUUUUUUUCUAAAAGUCUUGUUCUGCUUGCAGGGCCUGUGGUUUUGAAAGACACUGGGCAUGAAAUUUAUUUAGUGCCCCCCGUCCGCUUAUUCCAUAGUGAUGAUAUUUUGAUACUUUGCGUUAACACAGCCACGUGCUAAAUUUGGAGGUACCUUUUAACCUUUUAUUACAAUAUAAUAUACAAUAUAUUAUCAAAGUAGAAGUGAUAUAGCAUACAAUAAUUAUCCAUUAUAACAUAAGAAGUGUUCAAGCUUUGCUUCUUGCUGUAAGCCGUAAAUAGUAAAAUUAUGAUCUCGCAUAUACAUUAUAACAUUUCUUAUAUUUUGUUUUUUCAAAUGGUUUUGUUUGACCCGUUACAUUGUUUAAAAUUGCUAAGUAAAUCAACUCUAAGCACCUAUUGAUUUGGCGAGUGGCACAAACAAGGAGAGGUUCAAGGGGGUCUGGACCCCUCCCAUCGCCUUUGCAGGUUUUUUUACUGACUAUAAUCUUAUGUUUGUAAUGCAAAAUAAUUCAGAGCAAAGGUAGCAGUAAUUUCAAAUUGAAUAAAUAAAAAAUCUGUUAUUUAUGUACUCUCUUUCUUACCUUACAAAAUCGAACUGUAUGUGAACAUAAAUUGUUCUAGAAUGAUGAUUUUGCUUCGCUGUUUUUUAACUAUGAGAACAGUAAAUACAUUAGAUCUUGUGUUUUCUAGUAUUUUAAUUAAAUAUUUGUUUUUCAUAAAUUUGUUUUAUUAAAUAAUGCUAAGUAAUUAUUCAAAAGAAAUUUUUUUUGAUAAUAUUUGUUCCCAACUCUCGAUAUAAUCAAAAGAAUAUGUUUAGAUACGGGUCGAGGCCUGAUAUGAGAAUGGUGAACAUGAAAUCUCCCCCCCCCCCCCCCGCCCUUGGGAAAUUCCUGUGUACGCCACUGAAUUUGGCCAUUGUUCUAUUGAAUCAUACUAAUAGGUGUCAAAUGUGAAAAUUAUAUUUUUCUCCCCCCUCCCCCUGCUCACUGUCUUUUUUUUUCCCCCAUAUGUAGAAAAUGUGACCAGUGUUCUCAUUAGUUCUAAACUUCAGCUCAAAGUUAACGAGGAUGCUUUUCGUAAAAAAAUUCUGCAUUCGGUUAAAAGUUUCAGCAUCUGUGCUAAUUUUGGAUCCUCUCUGCUACAUUGGAUAUGCUAAUGUAUCAGUAUCCAAUACGGAAAAAACAGUAUUUCUCGAUUUGCUUCUUUAGUUCCAUUAACAGGAAAUCAAAACAAAAAAACUACUUAUUACCUAUUCCAGCUUAUGUAAUGUAAUAUUUUUUGUGUUUUUUUUCUUCUGAAUACAGAUGUUUAUUUUGCAGUUAUAGAGUCAAGCCUUUGGGUACAUUUCCUUUUGUGAGUAUAUUCUAGUCUUUCGACACCCUGUUAAUUUUUUUGUACAUAAUAAAACAUUACAAUAUAUUAA
Molecule: messenger RNA, 2572 nt
Organism: Uloborus diversus
Lineage: Eukaryota; Metazoa; Arthropoda; Arachnida; Araneae; Uloboridae
Product: calmodulin-like
Exons: 5
Coding region: 286-753 (155 amino acids)
Molecular function (GO): calcium ion binding; enzyme regulator activity
Source: RefSeq, a predicted model, not a curated record